ACCUUAUGUUAUUCUAAAUUGUAGACCUCCGCAUCCACCUCCAGUGUUGGAUCUUAGAGCCAUCAUGGACAUGGAAGCCAGCUCUGCGCAGACCCUCAAACCAGCUCCUAAAAGCCUAGCAAGUGUUGGUACCCUCUGCAAAUAUUCUCCUACUCCUAUGAAAUUGUCCCAAAAGCAAAGGAAGAUGUUGGCCUUGGCCAAUAAAGAGACCAGUGUGGACGCUACAGCAUCCAAACCCACCCCCACAGUCACACCAUCCAAAAACAGCAGUGGGAAGACCUGGGCAACAGCACUCCAGUCCUUACCCUCACCUUGCUCAUUCCGGGCGCUGCUCGAGGAGGAGGAGAACAUCUUCAUCCGAGCGGGGCAGCCGGGAACUCACAGUUGCCAAAGUGCUCAAGCGUUACCUGUCAGCGUUACACCUGUUAAUAAGAGGGUGACGUUCAAAUGUGCUGAUGGCAGUGAGCCGGAGAAACCUGGAGUGCCUGUUCGAGAGGCUGCCAUUCCAUUGAUUGAAGAGAGGGCUAUUCAAGACCUUCUGUUCCAUUACAAGGCCUAUGACAACCCUGAUGAGCUGAUCUUGGUGGAGAGGGCCUCCUCGCGUCCCAUGGCAGCUCCAAUAUGGAACAAACACUGA
This is a messenger RNA of Hippocampus comes (tiger tail seahorse), 637 nucleotides long. Its product is annotated as inhibitor of Bruton tyrosine kinase-like. Bases 65 to 637 code for a protein of 190 amino acids. The record is from RefSeq and is a predicted model, not a curated record. NCBI's taxonomy places the organism in Eukaryota, Metazoa, Chordata, Actinopteri, Syngnathiformes, Syngnathidae. The transcript has 5 exons.